AUGGGGAAGAUCACCUUCUACGAGGACCGCGGCUUCCAGGGCCACCGCUAUGAGUGCAGCAGCGACCACUCCAACCUGCAGCCCUACAUCAGCCGCUGCAACUCCAUCCGCGUGGACAGCGGCUGCUGGAUGCUCUAUGAGCGCCCCAACUUCCAGGGCCGCCAGCACUUCCUGCGGCGCGGCGACUAUUCUGAGUACCAGCCGUGGCUGGGCCUCAGCGACUCCGUGCGCUCUUGCCGCCUCAUCCCCCACGCUGGCUCUCACAGGAUCAGACUUUACGAGCGGGAAGAUUACGGAGGCCAGAUGGUGGAGCUGACUGAGGACUGCGCCUCUCUCCAGGACCUCUUCCACUCUGGUGACAUUUACUCCCUCCGCGUGCUGGAGGGCUCCUGGGUCCUCUAUGAGAUGCCCAACUACCGGGGGCAGCAGUACCUGCUGAGGCCUGGAGACUACAGGCGCUACCACGACUGGGGGGCCACAAGAGCCAGAGUGGGCUCGAUGAGGAGGGCUGUAGAUUUCUACUGA
This is a messenger RNA of Pteronotus mesoamericanus, 525 nucleotides long. RefSeq names its product gamma-crystallin F-like. Gene Ontology annotation, biological process: visual perception; lens development in camera-type eye. Lineage: Eukaryota; Metazoa; Chordata; Mammalia; Chiroptera; Mormoopidae. The record is from RefSeq and is a predicted model, not a curated record. The coding region runs from base 1 to 525 and encodes 174 amino acids. Gene Ontology annotation, molecular function: structural constituent of eye lens. The transcript has 3 exons.